Molecule: messenger RNA, 1458 nt
Organism: Rana temporaria (common frog)
Lineage: Eukaryota; Metazoa; Chordata; Amphibia; Anura; Ranidae
Product: zinc finger protein 615-like
Exons: 5
Coding region: 1-1425 (474 amino acids)
Biological process (GO): regulation of transcription by RNA polymerase II
Molecular function (GO): RNA polymerase II cis-regulatory region sequence-specific DNA binding; DNA-binding transcription factor activity
Source: RefSeq, a predicted model, not a curated record
AUGCCAUUUUUAAGAUCGCCACAAGAUGGCUCCCACUGUGAGCGGCUCAAAAAGACUGGAAGUGUUGUAGCAGAUAGGAAGUUUGGGGUCAAAGAGGGAUGUCCCCGUUGUCUGUAUUCCCGGGAUUCCACACAGGAAGGUCACACCAUACCCCACCAUCAUCAGGCUGCAGAACUGAAAGACAUCAAAAUUGAGAUUAAAGAGGAAGAAGGUGAGACGUUCGUGAGUGGAGAUCCACAGUCUACGGAGGAAGGUGGUCAAUUAUAUUCCGGGGAUUCCACACAAAAAGAUUAUAGCAUCUUUCACCAUGAUCAGAAUGAAGAACUGAAAGACAUCAAAGUUGAGGUUAAACAGGAAGAAGAAGAGAGGUUGGUGAGUGGAGAUCAGCAGUCUAUGGAGGAGGGGGAGAUGAUUAUGAAAAGUAAACAGGAGGAAUCUUCUCUACAUAUUGACGCAAAUGGACUUUAUACCUGGAAUAGCAGGGAGAGGAAUCCUAUUCUAUGUACGAAUGUUAAUGGAGAAGACCAUGGCAUUGUAAAAAAUGCUCAAGAAGAUAAUCGUAUUACUCAAAUUAUGCAUCACGUACCUUACACUUCUCUUUAUACCUCAAUGGAUAUCUCUAAUCCUGAGGAAUCGUCUGAUAAAUCACAUAGAGUUAGUCUAGAUAGUUCAACAGAUCCAUCUAAUCCCAGGGAAAUGUCUUUAACUGAUGAAGGAGUUCACAAAGUGAAGAGUUUAUUUACAUGCUCCGUGUGUGGGAAAUCUUUUACUCGAAAGAGAACUCAUCGUGAACACCAGAGAUUGCAUACAGGGGAGCAUCUAUAUUCAUGUUCAGAAUGCCAUAAAUGUUUUAUUGACAAAGGACACCUUCUUAGACAUGAGAGAAUUCACACGGGUGAGCGUCCUUUUUCAUGUGCGGAGUGCGGGAAAUGUUUCACACAGAAAGGAGACCUUCAUAUACACCAGAGAAUCCACACAGGUGAACGGCCCUACUCAUGCUCAGAGUGUGGGAAAUGUUUUACAGAUAAAAAAGUUCUUCUUACACACCAGAAGUAUCACACAGGAGAGCGUCCUUUCUCAUGUUCAGAGUGCGGGAAAUCAUUCAUUCUUAAAAGUGAACUUGUUAGACACCAGAGAACUCAUACUGGCGAGCGUCCUUUCUCAUGUUCAGAGUGUGGGAAAUGUUUCACUCAGAAGGGAGCCCUUCAUAAACACCAGAUAAUUCACACGCGUGAGCGCCCUUUUACAUGUUCAGAGUGUGGAAAGUCUUUCAUUGAGAAAGGAAAACUUCUUAUACACCAAAGAAUUCACACAGGCGAGCUUCCAUUCUCCUGUUCAGAGUGUGGGAAGUGUUUCAUCGCAAAUGCAAAACUCCUUAGACACCAGAGAACUCACAUUGCUAAGGUUCCUUUACCCUGUCAGUAAAAACAUAUCUGCUGAUAACGUUGACAAAUGUAU